Messenger RNA from Arachis ipaensis, 2667 nucleotides. Lineage: Eukaryota; Viridiplantae; Streptophyta; Magnoliopsida; Fabales; Fabaceae. The record is from RefSeq and is a predicted model, not a curated record.
GCAAUUUAUCGAAGUGAUAUAUAUGGAGCUGCUACCGAGCCUCUCUUCCAAUCUUCCAAAUCAAUGUUGUCAUCUCCACAAAUAUUUGUAUGGAUUGCGCCAAUCUAAUCAAAUAUGAGUUUUGUCCUUAAAAAGGAUCGGAAAACUAUAUGCAGUGUCAAGUCCACAAACCCGCCUACUGAACUGUCCAAUGAGUUGAACAUACAUACAAUGAGACAUAUGAAAGUAUCAGGAAUUUCCAUGUUGCCCCAGUUUUCAUUGUACCCUGCCCCAGAAAAUUCGCAUGAAAAGCACGAGUGGAGAAGGUUCUUGGAUUUCCUGCACAAGUAUGACAUGAUUGCUAUUGCAGACUUUGAGCCAUACAAGUUCUACAUUCUGCCCCCUGCUAAAGCCUCGACAUCUACCCCAGUUACUGUUGCCUAUCAGAUAGGCAAGACAUGCGUUGUGGAUAGUAGACCACGGGAUUGCGAAUCAGCAGGUUCGCACUUGGCUGAGGAGCAUCGCCGACCUAAUACUUUGAUGAUGAGAGGCCCAGCAAAUGGUGCAGAAGUUUGUUCCUCUGAUCCUAACUUCCCUCAAACUGAUGAUUGUGCCAACCAUUCUAUGAGUGAAACUUGUGAUGAAUUGAAAAGUAAAACUCAUAUGAAUCAGGAUAGACUCUUCGAGAAAAAUUACAUACGAGCAGACCCAAGUUACCUAAAAACUCUUGGUCAAGCUCAUUCUGGAUGGAUUUUUGGUGGGAUAGCUGAGCUUGUUGAUAAUUCAAGGGAUGCCAAAGCCUCCAAGUUGGAUAUUUUUGUAGAGAUGAUCAAGUUGAAGAAAUCUGGGAAGAAUGUUCCUAUGUUGUCAAUUAUUGAUAAUGGUCAAGGGAUGAACCAUGAUGAGAUUGUGAAAAUGGUAUCGUUUGGGCAUAAACAGCCUGAUAAAGAUGUCAAGGAUCACAUUGGCAGAUUUGGCAUCGGAUUCAAGAAGCAUAAAUUGAUCUUAUACAACCCUUUGUUCUCUCACAAAACCCCAUUCCAGACAGGAGCAAUGAGGCUUGGGAGGGAUGUUCUUGUUCUAACCCAGACUGCUAACUCCAGAUCUUUAGCGUUUCUUUCACAAUCUUUGAAUGAAGGCAAAGAUAAUAUUGAGAUUCCAAUAGUUAGUUACUGUCGGCAAGGACAACAGGUGGAAAUUGACACAGCUGUUCAGUCUGAAGCUUUGGCAAAAAACAAUUUGAAAGCUAUUAAGGACUUUUCACCAUUUGACAAGUAUCUAAUUGGGGAGAAGGCAGCCUUGUUUUGUGGUGCUACAGGAACACAGAUCUACAUAUGGAACCUAGAUGAAUGGGGGUCAGGUUAUUGUCUAGAAUGGCAUGAUGGACUGUAUGGUGGGAGUUCUUUCCACCAAGGCGACAUUUUUGUCCGCUCUAGAAGGAUUCGUUCUCGUCAAGGCCAAGUUAGUGUGAAGGUUCCACUAGAUUUUUCGCUACGAGCUUAUUUAGAAGUCAUAUUCUUAGUUCCACGAAUGAAGAUGUUUGUUCAAGGAACACUGGUUAAAAGUCGACCACUAGCAAAAUUUCUAACAAAAACUGUUGUGGAAUCUGGUGACAUCUUGGGAAAUCCUGUUGAAUUAACUCUGGGAUAUAGUGAAUUAGAAUGGGAGCAGGGAAACUGUGGAAUAUUUUUGUACUGGCAUGGUCGUUUAAUUGAGGCUUACAAGAGAGUUGGUGGUAUGAUCCAUAGUGCAGAUGUAGGGCGGGGUAUAAUUGGUGUCAUAGAUGUGACCAAUAUAAUGGAUGAUAAGGAUGGCCGUGUUUGGGUGCAUAACAACAAGCAGGGAUUUCAAGACUCUGAGUCAUAUGCGCUACUUGAGGAGUGGCUUGCGAAAAAAGUAGAUGAAUACUGGGACAAAAAUUUUGAUUCACUUAAGUUGCAUAAAGAUAAUCGUAUCUACAAACCUGAUUCCGAAUGGGUGCAAUGUGACAAGUGCAGAAAGUGGAGAAUGUUACCUCAUAACUAUGACGUCGAAAAAUUACCUAUGCAAUGGUUCUGCUAUAUGCAGCCUUUUGGGGGUCAAUGUUCAGAUGAAGAACAAAAGAUGGCACCUGGCACAGUUAAUCUUUCCGAUAAGCGUUCAGGAUAUGACUGCAAGCAUAAAGAUUCUGAUAGGAUAAAGGUGGAAGGUGUUAUGAAUGCCUCUGGUAAAGAUGAGAGAAGGGUGAGCUUCCAGAUUGAGGAGACCAAACCUCAGGUGUUAAAGAGGUUGAGAAGAGGACCUCCAUCUCCGAAUCAUGAGAAUGCAAAGUCUAGAUCACCUUCCUCAACAAAGCUGUAUGAUGAACAUACAGCUGAGAAGAGGGUGAGGUUUGAAAUUGAAAAGACCAAACCUUCGGCCUUACAGAGGUUGAGAAGAGGACCUCCUCCAUCUCCAAAUCAUGAGAAUUCAAAGUCUAGAUCACCUUCCUCAACAAAGCUGUAUGAUGAACAUACAGCUGAGAAGAGGGUGAGGUUUAAAAUUGAAAAGACCAAACCUUCGGCCUUCCAGAGGUUGGGAAGAGGACCUUCAUCUCCAAAUCAUGAGAAUUCAAAGUCUAGAUCACCUUCCUCAACAAAGCCGGGAAAGGUGCACCCACUCAGAUAGAAUUUUGCAGGCUACAAAAACCACAUGAAAAGUUGUUUAUAU